UCUUGCCCUGUUCAGUAUUUUUAUAACAUUCCGUUACAUGAUUUGUCAAUAACUAUAUGGUUAUCGCUUCGGUACCGUCUAAUUAUUCCUGAGCGAGAGCUGCGUUAUGUUUGCUUUGUCUCCGGUCACAGCGUUUUCGAGCUCUGCCGCACAUGCACCGUGAUUAUGUAAAUACGGAUCGGUUUAGUUAAACUUGGGUUAAAAUUAUACCAGAGAACAACAUGAUGGAAUCACCAGGUCGUUGCAUUGCGCAAUAAGAAAGUGGCGCCUCUCCUCGAAAUCUUCAGCGACGCUUUUUAUGUACCCGAGACAUUCCGCACGUCCCCGAAACAGUGCGUGUCCCCGUGUAUGUGUGUGUGUAUAUGUGUGAGGAGGGGGCUGCGGUGAGUCCGGAGUCACAUGCUUUCACACAUCUGAAGGCUCGGUGACAAUUCAUUUGUUCAUGUUACAUAUCCUUGCCGUUUUAACAUUUGCUGGUGGUCUGCUUCGUCUGAUUUUUUUUUUUUUCCCUUAAAGCUUACGGCAGAUGCGACAAAGGCUUUAUUUUAGUGGAAUCGCUAUCGGUGUGCCUGUUUACUUGCUGACAAAGAAGAUAAAAAAACAACAAAUACGAGACUUAUAGAGAAAGGGAAUGAAUAGCAACGGAUGCGGGAAGCCUGGCGAGCGGGUCAGGUAGCCUAUAAUCGGGAUUCGGGAUUCGCCGCGCCUCCUCCAGUGCGCCGGAGAGCUGCCAGUUGGGACUGGUGACAGAGAGGCGAAUCAUGGAGCGAUUCUCUUGUGGAUUAAGUUGUCAAGCAGUUCGUGGAACGGUUUUUAGAAAAGAUGUACACUUUGCUAAGCCCUAGAGCUGUGUAGCCACAUUUCCGGCGAGGCGCUCGCUUUGAGGAGCGGAUUCUUACUUCUUUACUCACAGAGUCCAAAGCAACAAGAGUGCGGGUCUGCAACUGCCUCGGCCACAUAACGCGAGUGCUCCACAGAGUGGCAGGUUGGCAUCGCUUUAUUUUGCUGCUCUGCUCUGCACAUUUGGUUGGGAUGGAAUGAAUGCACUGUUACUCGGUGUUUCACGCUGCUGUGGUGCGGAUGUGAAAACUUCAGAUCCAGGUGUUCAACAGAGGACCGAAAUUACUGGGUAAAUCGUACCUGGAUAGAAUCGGCUCUUCUACAAUCUCUUUGCCUUUCUUUUUUAUUUGUAGUUUUUACAUGAGUCAGAACAGUCCGGAAGGAACACUGCAAUCGGCGGGCAAAGCAUUUGCGAUUCUAAUGUACCUGCGGUGUGCCAGGUGCCACAGGUAACAGAACAAGAACGGGGCAUUGUCGUUUUUUUUUCCUUCCUGUGCGCUUUAGCAGCUGUUACAAACUGCAGGUAAGAUGCUCAAAGGAUUACUGAUCAACUCCACUUCCUCUCCCAGUUUUGAAACGAUGGCCCAAACCAGCACGCCCAGUUUAAACACGUCGCAAGCCGCAGUCAGCGUGGCGGCGCUGCUCAAGCCAACCGGCCGCGGGCUUCGCGAAGGAGACUUAAACAAACCCGACCUGCUCACCUAUCUCGUUAUGUUUAUCAUUUUGUUUUUGCUGGUCGUGCUCAUUGUGUUUUUUAUCAAUUGCCAGCUGAAGAAUUCCUUCUUUAUGUCUCUGCCCUACGACAGGUCGCUACGGGAAGCCCGCAAUUCAUGGAGAACUGCCAGGGUGUGAUGGAAUCUGACGGCGCAUCCCGUUACAUCGUCCGGGGGGACCCGGUGGACAAUUGUGUCUAUGCAUUCGUUUUAUAAUUCGAUUCUGUUGUAAUUUAGAACAAAAACCAAAAAAAGAUGGAAAUCUGUAAGGAGAGAAGGAGGCUCAUUUAUCACAAUACACGACUCGUUUUGAACUUUU
This is a messenger RNA of Erpetoichthys calabaricus (reedfish), 1872 nucleotides long. RefSeq names its product small integral membrane protein 32-like. NCBI's taxonomy places the organism in Eukaryota, Metazoa, Chordata, Cladistia, Polypteriformes, Polypteridae. The record is from RefSeq and is a predicted model, not a curated record. The transcript has a single exon. Bases 1369 to 1692 code for a protein of 107 amino acids.